AUGGCUCUGGCCUGGGCACUGCUGCUGCUCCUCCUGGGCAUUGAGCCUCUGGUGACCCGUGCUUGGUGUUCUGAAGAGGACUUGGACAGCCAUAUUCAACAGGCCAGCGAACCUGAGUUCCCCACCACGCUGGAUUUUGCCGUGCGCACGUUCAACCAGCAGAACCAGGACUGGCAUGCCUACAGGCUGGUGCGUGUGCUCAGCUCACAGAGGGAGGACUCCUGGGCCCAGACGACCCCCAAGUUGACGUUCUCCAUGAAGCUACUACUACGCCAAACAUUAUGUGGAAAAUAUGAGGCUGACAUUGACAACUGCCCCUUUCAAGAAGGCCCAGAGCUGAACAAUACCGUCACCUGCUUCUUCACCGUCAGCACCCAGCCCUGGACCGCAAAGUUCGAGCUCCGGAAAAAGAGAUGCUUAGAUGGCAUCUCCUGA
This is a messenger RNA of Carlito syrichta (Philippine tarsier), 435 nucleotides long. It is a transcript of the gene CST9L, whose product is annotated as cystatin 9 like. The record is from RefSeq and is a predicted model, not a curated record. Gene Ontology annotation, molecular function: cysteine-type endopeptidase inhibitor activity. The transcript is spliced from 3 exons. Lineage: Eukaryota; Metazoa; Chordata; Mammalia; Primates; Tarsiidae. Bases 1 to 435 code for a protein of 144 amino acids. Gene Ontology annotation, biological process: antimicrobial humoral response.